Molecule: messenger RNA, 4365 nt
Organism: Xenopus laevis (African clawed frog)
Lineage: Eukaryota; Metazoa; Chordata; Amphibia; Anura; Pipidae
Gene: actn4.S
Product: actinin alpha 4 S homeolog
Cellular component (GO): cytoplasm
Molecular function (GO): calcium ion binding
Source: RefSeq, marked provisional
GGUCACACGUAUUAAUACGACUCUCAGCGCCGGGUAGUGGUAGAGUGCAAGGCUCGGCCUGGGCACGCAUCCCGCUUCUAGUCAUCUCCCGUUCUGCACAGGCUUCCUGCUUUGAUUUCUCCGUCUCGCACCGCCAUGGUGGAUUAUCACGUGACCGGCGGAGGGGCGCCCAAUAACAUAGGCCAGCUGGGACAAGAGCAACGCUAUAUGGAACAAGAGGACACCUGGGACCGGGACCUGUUGCUGGACCCAGCCUGGGAAAAGCAGCAGAGGAAGACAUUCACAGCAUGGUGCAACUCCCAUCUAAGAAAAGCCGGAACACAGAUAGAAAAUAUUGACGAGGAUUUCAGAGAUGGGUUGAAGCUCAUGUUACUACUGGAAGUCAUCUCAGGAGAACGGCUGCCCAAACCAGAGCGAGGAAAGAUGAGGGUGCAUAAGAUCAACAAUGUCAACAAAGCCUUGGAUUACAUUGCAAGUAAAGGGGUGAAGUUGGUUUCCAUCGGAGCAGAAGAAAUCGUUGAUGGCAAUACAAAGAUGACUUUAGGAAUGAUCUGGACAAUUAUCCUGCGGUUUGCAAUUCAGGACAUAUCUGUAGAAGAAACCUCUGCAAAGGAAGGACUUCUUUUGUGGUGCCAGAAGAAGACGGCCCCUUAUAAGAAUGUCAAUGUGCAGAACUUCCACAUCAGCUGGAAGGAUGGGUUGGCUUUCAAUGCCCUUAUCCAUAGACAUCGCCCAGAACUGAUAGAGUAUGACAAGCUGAGAAAGGAUGACCCUGUUACUAACCUAAAUAACGCUUUUGAAGUAGCAGAAAGAUAUCUGGACAUUCCGAAGAUGUUGGAUGCUGAAGACAUUGUCAACACUGCUCGUCCUGAUGAGAAGGCAAUCAUGACAUACGUGUCCUCUUUCUACCACGCCUUCUCUGGAGCUCAGAAGGCCGAGACAGCCGCUAACAGAAUAUGCAAAGUACUGGCUGUAAAUCAAGAAAAUGAACAUCUAAUGGAGGACUAUGAAAAGCUGGCUAGUGAUCUUUUGGAGUGGAUCCGUCGUACAAUCCCCUGGUUGGAGAAUCGUGUACCGGAAAAGACUAUGCAAGACAUGCAGCAAAAGCUGGAGGAUUUCAGAGAUUACCGCCGCGUGCACAAACCACCGAAGGUGCAAGAGAAGUGCCAGUUAGAGAUCAACUUCAACACCCUGCAAACAAAAUUGAGGCUCAGUAAUCGCCCUGCCUUUAUGCCAUCGGAGGGCAAGAUGGUUUCGGAUAUUAAUAAUGGAUGGCAGCACUUGGAGCAGUCUGAGAAAGGCUACGAGGAGUGGCUUUUGAAUGAAAUCAGACGGUGGGAGAGACUGGACCACUUAGCAGAGAAGUUUAGACAAAAAGCCGCCAUCCAUGAGGCCUGGACAGAAGGCAAGGAGGCCAUGCUAAAGCAGAAAGAUUACGAAAGUGCCACCCUUGCAGACAUAAAGGCACUUAUACGAAAACAUGAAGCAUUUGAAAGUGACCUUGCAGCCCACCAGGAUCGUGUGGAACAAAUAGCAGCCAUUGCACAGGAAUUAAACGAGUUGGAUUACUAUGACUCCCCCAGCGUCAACGCUCGUUGCCAGAAGAUUUGUGACCAGUGGGAUCUCCUGGGCUCCUUAACACACAGCAGGAGAGACGCCUUAGAGGUAACGGAGAAACAGUUGGAAACAAUUGACCAGCUGUACCUGGAAUAUGCCAAGAGAGCCGCACCGUUCAACAACUGGAUGGAAGGAGCUAUGGAGGAUUUGCAGGACAUGUUUAUAGUGCACACCAUUGAGGAGAUUGAGGGUCUGAUUGCAGCUCAUGAGCAGUUCAAGUCCACUCUUCCCGAUGCCGACCGCGAGAGAGAAGCCAUUCUGGACAUUCAGAACGAAGCUCAGAAAAUUGCCGAUUACAACCACAUCAAACUAGCCAGUGGGAAUCCUUACACGUCCGUAACUCCGCAGAUUAUUAACGCAAAAUGGGAGAAGGUUCAGCAGCUUGUCCCCAAGAGGGACGGUGCAUUGAAUGGAGAGCAGGACAAACAGCAGUCAAAUGAGCACCUGCGUUUGCAGUUUGGCAAUCUAGCUAAUGUGGUAGGACCUUGGAUACAGGCCAAGAUGGAGGAGAUUGGCAGGAUUGCUAUAGAGAUGCACGGGACUCUGGAAGACCAGAUGAGCCACCUGAAGCAGUAUGAACAGAGUGUCAUCAAUUACAAGCCCAACAUUGACAAACUGGAGCAGCAGCAUCAGCUCAUUCAGGAAGCCCUGAUCUUUGAUAACAAGCACACCAACUAUACCAUGGAGCACAUCCGCGUAGGCUGGGAGCAUCUUCUCACUACAAUAGCUCGCACGAUUAAUGAGGUGGAGAACCAGAUCCUGACCCGGGAUGCCAAGGGCAUCAGCCAGGAGCAGAUGCAUGAAUUCCGAGCGUCGUUCAAUCACUUUGAUAAGGAUCAUACAGGCGCAUUGGGACCUGAAGAAUUCAAAGCCUGUCUCAUCAGUCUGGGAUAUGAUGUGGAAAAUGACAGACAGGGAGAUGCCGAGUUUAACCGGAUCAUGGCUAUCGUUGACCCCAACAACUCCGGCAUGGUCACUUUCCAAGCAUUCAUCGACUUCAUGUCCCGAGAGACGACAGACACGGACACAGCUGACCAAGUCAUUGCCUCUUUUAAGGUCCUGGCUGGAGAUAAAAAUUACAUCACUGCAGCAGAGCUGCGCAGAGAACUCCCGCCGGAUCAGGCCGAGUAUUGCAUCGCUCGUAUGGCCCCCUACCAGGGAGCUGACGCAGUGCCUGGAGCACUCGAUUACAUGUCCUUCUCUACUGCUUUGUAUGGCGAGAGCGACUUGUGAGGGGGUCAUGGAAAAUAGAUUAGGGGGCCUCUAAAACUGCCCCGUCACUCCCAUUGAGCAGCCAGUGCCAUAUUGUGGCAUUAAAGGCAAAGCUAUGGAGGUGUGUGGGCGUCACUGGGCUUAUACUUAAAUAAGUGUAGCGGAAGGUGGGGGAUCACACUUCCAUUGUCUUUGCAGGGUGGGAGGAGGAUGAGGAGAUUUAACUGCUUAAAGGAACCGUAACGUCAACAAAAUGAAAGUGCUUUAAAGUAAUACAAAUAUAAUGUAGUGUUGCCCUGAACUGGUAAAACUGGUGUGUUUGCUUCAGAAAUACUACUAUAGUUUAUAUAAAUAAGCUGCUGUGUAGUAAUGGGGGCAGCCAUUCAAAGGAGAAAAGGCUCAGGUUACACAGCAGAUAAGCUCUGUAGCACAUAAUGGUGUUAUCUGUUAUCCACUAUUUAACCUGUGCCAUAUAGACUUUUUUCAAUUUCCGCCAUUGCUACACAGCAGCUUGUUUAUAUGAACUAUAGUAAUGUUUCUGAAGCAAACACAUCAGUUUUACCAGUGCAGGGCAACACUGCAUUAUAUUUUCAUUACUUAAAAAUACUUUCAUUUUUUGGUGUUACUGUUCCUUUAACCUUAACCCCCCCCCCCCCUCUGUAACGUUAUCUAUGCAAUGGCCCGAAGGCCAGUUGAUGCUUCUUCCACACACAACUGGCAUCUAUACUCCGCUUCUGGGUAGUCGCCAUUUCUUUGCAGCAAGUUCACACAACUCUUAUUACAUACUUCCCUGGAUUAUUUAUUCCUAGUCCGUUAGCACCCUAGUUUCUUUACCCAGGAGUGGUAUAUUCUUUCCCCCUGGCAGGUGUGGGACCUUUGUACAACAUAUCGGGGAUCAUUUAUCAACACUGGGAUAAUUUGCCCAUGAGCAGUAACCCAUGGAAACCAAUCAAACUGCUGCAUUUAGUUUUUUUUACUAGCUGCUGGCUUUUAAAAGCUAAUCACCGAUUGGUUGCUAUAGGUAACUGCCCACUGGCAAAUUUGCCCAGUGUUGAUAAAUGAGCCCCACUGACAGCUUAUUUUUCCCUAUUUUCACCCCUAACCCUCCCUUUGUGAGGUCAGUGCAGCGUUCUUCUCCUGUAAAAUGGCUUCAAACUGCAGGCAGGGGAGAUAUAACAAGCAUGCUUUAAAGGGGUAGUUCACCUUUCAAUUAACUUUUAGUAUGUUAUAGAAUGGCAAGUUCUAAGCAGCUUUUCAAUUGGUCUUCAUUAUUUAUUUAUUUUUAUAGUUUUGGAAUUUUGCCUUUCUUGCUUUCAAAUGGGGGUCGCUGACCCCAUCUAAAAGCAAAAUGCUCUGUAAAGCUACAAAUUUAUUGUUAUUGCUACUUUUUAUGACUCCUCUUUCUAUUCAGGGCCUCUUUCAUAUUCCAAGUUCUUAAUUAAAUCAGUGCAUGGUUACUAGGGUAAUUUUGACCCUAGCAACCAGAAUACUGUAAUCGCAAUCUGGAGAAAUGCUAAAUAGCUCAAAAACCACAAA